AUGAAUCAUGAAAUCCUCAAAAGGGUCCCUGCAAUGGCACCAUUUCAUUUAAACACAAGUAGCCUUGGCGUACUUAUUCCGCAGUUGAAGAAGCAGUAUCCGAACAGACUGAUGGUAUUGAUGAUAAGUAGCACCAAAGCACCCCGGGUGUCUCUUGCUCCGAAUAAAUUGACUGGAAAUUUGUGGGCCGACUUGGUAACAUAUGUAAUACAACCCGAUGGAACCUUAAAAUAUGUAUUUACGCUUGAAACGGUCGUGGGUGGAUCUGGUGAAGUUGGGUUUAACGCAUCGAAAAUCACUGGUCAUGUGACGAAAUUAAG
Messenger RNA from Saccoglossus kowalevskii, 320 nucleotides. RefSeq names its product bactericidal permeability-increasing protein-like. Lineage: Eukaryota; Metazoa; Hemichordata; Enteropneusta; Harrimaniidae. Gene Ontology annotation, molecular function: lipid binding. The record is from RefSeq and is a predicted model, not a curated record.